AAUGAAAGACAUUGCUUUGAUUCAAGUGAUGAAAACUGCUAUACAGUAUCUUGUUUUCAAUGCAUGUUCAGAUUUGACUCUUUUAUAUUUAAGUGGAGAUUUAGAUCGUUGUGAAAAUGAUUUAAAAGAUCACAUCAUAAGAAAUUACUAUGCGAGACAUAAACAUUUAUCUAAAAAUACUACUCAGUGUAGAGUUGAAUACGAUUCACUCAAUCAAGCGUUAACGAAAGCAAAUUAUCCAUUUGAAGAGUUAUUAAAUUGUACUAAUGCUAAAUGCAAAAUAGGUGAUUAUCAAUGCAAAAAUGUUAACUAUUGCGUUCCUGUUCAAUAUGUUUGCGAUAAAGUAGUUCAUUGUUAUUGGGGUGACGACGAAGAGGAUUGCGGUGAAAUAAAUGAAAAUCUAAUACAUCUCUAA
Dimorphilus gyrociliatus is the source of this 415-nucleotide messenger RNA. NCBI's taxonomy places the organism in Eukaryota, Metazoa, Annelida, Polychaeta, Dinophilidae. The record is from the annotation of a GenBank genome assembly.